UGCCUCAAGGUCUCACGCUGACGAUGUUUUGAUCAUAAAUUUUCGUGUAUUUUACGCUCAGCCUCCUGCACUGUUAAACAUGUGCAAUUCGUUACGUAACUUAUAUUAAUAAUAUGUGGAAAAUUAUUACGUCCUUAUCAAGAGGUUUCAGACAGGGUUGGCAACCAAGUGGCAGUGCUUUGUGGCAGAGUCCACAGGCACAACAGCCUUUGACAAGCACCGGUGAAGGUUCAUUAAACCCUAACACAGUUGCUUCAACUACUACUUGCAAGGGCCAUGAUCGUCACCUUGCCAGACUUGGAGAUGAUUCCCAUACGCAUAGGGAGAGCAGUGGAGCUAAAGGCAAUAAGCAGAACAGUUUCCAGCAGGAUAACUGGCAGUCAGCCUUUCAGCUUCAUCAGAGACUUUAUGGAGCAUUGAGAUGGGGAGCAGCAUUUGUGCUUUGCAUGCAACUCUGGAGGCCACUACACAUUCACAGGCCGUGUGACAAAGAAAAGAAAAAGCCAUGUAUUUUCAAGACUUUAGUUGCCUUUACACAACCUCAGGGCAUCCGCAGGGCUAUUCUUCCGCAGAAUAGCAGGUCUACACAAAAGCACAAUCAAAAUUACUCUACUGCCGACGAACCGAGAGGAAAUUCCUCUGUUUUACAAAAGACUAAUACAGCUGGCAAGAAGGAAGGUGAUGAUCACUUUAAGGCUGUCAAACUGAAAUUGGCUCAUGGCACCAAUAUUGUUCACAACGUCAUUGGACUGCAGUUGGUUCAGGGUAGCAAAUUUGAAUCGGCUGUGAAGUGGUUUGAGACGGCCAGCCAGGAUGGCUACAGCAAGGCUCAGUAUAAUCUUGGCGUCUGCUACGAACAGGGACUUGGUGUCAAGCAGGAUGUGAAAAAGGCAGCAGAAUUCUACCACCAGGCGGCUCAGCGAGGCCAUGCGAUGGCUCAGUAUAACCUAGGGGUUCUCUUUCUUGAUGAGCAGUUCGGGAGAUCUGAGGCGGAAGCACUAGAGCUACUAAAGAAGGCUGCAUCUGGUGGUGUAAUUCAGGCACAGUCCUAUGUUGGAGUACAAUGCUUGGAGACACAUGACUACGACACAGCUUUCUCCCUGCUGAAAACUGCCACUGAGCAUAAGGAUCAGGAGCACCGUACUACCUGGGCAUGUGUUACGAGAAUGGCUGGGGCACUGCGGCAGAUCUGCAGCAGCGGCAGCGGAACUGUACUCAAAAGGCGGCGAAUGAUGGCCAUACUUGCUGCUACUCACAGCCUUGGUUAUUUCUAUGAGCACGGCUUGGGAGUCACACUGUACCUGUUCGCUGACGGUUACAUUGCAAACUGGUGCUAUUUGUAUGAUGCCUAA
Messenger RNA from Priapulus caudatus, 1352 nucleotides. Its product is annotated as death ligand signal enhancer-like. Bases 114 to 1352 code for a protein of 412 amino acids. The transcript has 10 exons. The record is from RefSeq and is a predicted model, not a curated record. NCBI's taxonomy places the organism in Eukaryota, Metazoa, Priapulida, Priapulimorpha, Priapulimorphida, Priapulidae. Gene Ontology annotation, molecular function: protein binding.